Myotis davidii is the source of this 670-nucleotide messenger RNA. It is a transcript of the gene ISG15, whose product is annotated as ISG15 ubiquitin-like modifier. The record is from RefSeq and is a predicted model, not a curated record. The coding region runs from base 116 to 610 and encodes 164 amino acids. Gene Ontology annotation, biological process: post-translational protein targeting to endoplasmic reticulum membrane. Gene Ontology annotation, molecular function: protein binding. The transcript has 2 exons. Lineage: Eukaryota; Metazoa; Chordata; Mammalia; Chiroptera; Vespertilionidae.
AAAAGGGGUGAGCUGCCAGGGCCUGCGGAGAGGGAGCUGGAGCUGAGACAGUGCACUCAUCCUCAUCGUCGUCGUCUCACGACCUGUGGAGGACCCGGCAUCAGAGCCCACAGCCAUGGGCGGGUACCUGAAGGUGAAGAUGCUGAGCAACGAGUUCCAAGUGCCCAUGAGGGACUCCAUGCUGUUGUCGGAACUGAAGCAGCUGAUCACCCAGAAGAUCCAAGUGCCUGCCUUCCGGCAGCGCCUGCUGGUCCAGGGGAGCAAUGAAGUGCUGCAGGACGGGGUUCCCCUGGCCCACCAGGGCCUGCGCUCUGGCAGCGAGGUCGUGCUGGUGGUGCAGAGCUGCGACAGGCCCCUGAGCAUCCUGGUGAGGAACGACAGGGGCAACAACCGAGCCUACGAGGUCCAGCUGACGCAGAAGGUGGCCAGACUCAAGGAGCAGGUGGCUGAACGGGAGAGCACGAACGUCGACCAGUUCUGGCUGAGUUUCCAGGGGCAGCCCCUGGAUGACGAGAAGCAGCUGGGGGAGUACGACCUCACGCCCCACUGCACCGUGCAGAUGAAUCUGCGCCUUCGGGGGGGCGAGGAGGGGCUGGGAGGGCAGCGCUAAGAACCACCACCGGCGAGUCCCUGGCCAAGGGGCCCAUAAUAAACGCUGAUGCAAAGCUAA